Messenger RNA from Bufo bufo (common toad), 3399 nucleotides. RefSeq names its product protein phosphatase 3 catalytic subunit beta (gene PPP3CB). Gene Ontology annotation, biological process: calcineurin-mediated signaling. The record is from RefSeq and is a predicted model, not a curated record. The transcript is spliced from 15 exons. Gene Ontology annotation, cellular component: cytoplasm; calcineurin complex. NCBI's taxonomy places the organism in Eukaryota, Metazoa, Chordata, Amphibia, Anura, Bufonidae. Gene Ontology annotation, molecular function: calmodulin binding; calmodulin-dependent protein phosphatase activity. The coding region runs from base 251 to 1816 and encodes 521 amino acids.
CGCCGUGAUGCAUGCUGGGCCGGGACAUCCCCCUUCCCGCGCCGCCGUGUGAGCCGCAGAGUCUGCGCUGCCGCCGCCAUGUUGCCAGCAGCCGCUACCGUCAGGCUCUAGCUUCGGUCCUCCUUUCCCCCUCCCUUCGCCUCUCCCUCCCUGAAGGAAAAAAACAAACAAAAAAACUCCGGAGCCAUUGGGAGGAGGAGGAGGCCGCCGCGGAGUGACCACAGCAGGGAGAGGCCCCGCCGCCUGAACCAUGUCCACCAAGGACGGUAAACACUCCACCACCGAGCGGGCGGUUAAAUCUGUCCCCUUCCCCCCAACACACCGAUUAACGUCCGAAGAAGUAUUUGAUAUUGAUGGAAAACCCAGAGUGGACGUUUUGAAGAACCACUUAAUAAAAGAAGGCCGGGUAGAUGAAGAAAUUGCACUUCGGAUAAUCAAUGAAGGUGCUGCAAUUUUAAGAAGAGAGAAGACAAUGAUAGAAGUUGAGGCGCCUAUAACAGUGUGCGGUGAUAUUCAUGGGCAGUUCUUUGACUUAAUGAAGUUGUUUGAGGUGGGAGGCUCACCCGCUAACACAAGAUACCUCUUCUUGGGCGACUAUGUAGACAGAGGAUAUUUUAGUAUAGAGUGUGUGUUAUAUUUAUGGGUUCUGAAGAUUCUGUACCCCAAUACACUCUUUCUUUUGAGAGGCAAUCAUGAAUGCAGGCACCUUACAGAAUAUUUCACUUUUAAACAAGAAUGUAAAAUAAAAUAUUCAGAAAGGGUUUAUGAAGCCUGUAUGGAAGCAUUUGAUUGUCUUCCCUUAGCUGCACUUUUAAACCAACAAUUUCUUUGUGUCCAUGGAGGACUGUCUCCAGAAAUACACACGUUAGAUGACAUUAAACGAUUAGACCGGUUCAAAGAACCUCCAGCUUUUGGCCCUAUGUGUGACUUGUUGUGGUCAGACCCUUCAGAAGAUUUUGGUAACGAGAAGUCACAAGAACACUUCAGUCAUAACACAGUCAGAGGAUGCUCUUACUUUUAUAGUUACCCAGCCGUUUGUGAGUUUUUGCUGACUAACAACCUGCUGUCAAUCAUCAGAGCGCACGAAGCACAAGAUGCUGGUUAUCGAAUGUACAGAAAAAGUCAGACUACGGGGUUUCCUUCUUUAAUAACGAUAUUCUCAGCUCCUAACUACUUAGAUGUCUAUAAUAAUAAAGCUGCUGUAUUAAAAUAUGAAAAUAAUGUGAUGAAUAUCCGACAGUUCAACUGCUCACCACACCCGUACUGGCUGCCGAACUUUAUGGAUGUCUUCACUUGGUCCUUGCCAUUUGUGGGUGAAAAAGUAACAGAGAUGCUUGUGAAUGUUCUGAGUAUUUGCUCAGAUGAUGAGUUAAUGACUGAAGGAGAAGACCAAUUUGACGAACGACUCAUAUAUGGCAAUAGAAAAGUAGGUACAGCUGCAGCGCGAAAAGAAAUCAUCAGGAACAAAAUCCGGGCAAUUGGAAAGAUGGCAAGAGUCUUCUCUGUGCUCAGGGAGGAAAGUGAAAGUGUUCUGACACUGAAGGGUUUAACCCCAACUGGAAUGCUGCCCAGCGGGGUGCUGGCUGGAGGACGGCAGACUUUACAAAGUGCCACAGUUGAGGCAAUUGAGGCUGAUAAAGCAAUACGAGGAUUCUCUCCACAACAUAAAAUCUGCAGCUUUGAAGAAGCAAAGGGAUUAGACAGGAUCAACGAAAGGAUGCCUCCCAGGAAAGAUGCCAGGCAGCAAGACGGUAUUAAUUCAGUAAACACAAAUGCCAAGGAAAAUAACGGGACUGGCAACAACAACGCCCAGUGACUGCUCCAUGUCCAGGUUUACUCACACCUUGCCUGAGAAGUCCUAGAUUCAUGCUUUGUGAUAGAACAGCUUCAAUAGCCACGGGGCACUAGAAGACCUCCUAAAAGGCCACUCAAAGUCCUGGGCAACGCAGCAGAUUCCUGUGUAAACUUCACUCCAAAUUAACAGAUCCGGACUCGUACACGGGCAAGUCCCGAACCUGCCUGCUGAUGGCCUUUGAAUCAUAGGAAAGCAUUGGGCUGUUUUUCAUGAAAGCACAUCUAGUGUAGCAUCUCGCGCUUAUCAUUGUCGACACUUACGUUUACAAAUGGAAAUCUGUUUUUGUUCGCUAGCUAGAUUUUUUUUUUUUCUUUUUCUUUUCAAUCAGUUUAAGUACAUCCCUUUAAGACCGCUAUUUAUUGAAAAAGACAUUUGUUUAUUAAAUGUCUUUAAGAGAUUAGACUCGUCUUACAUAUACCGAGGCUGCGGGAACGCGUUUUGCGAGCCCCCACAAAGCGCAAUGCCAAAAUAACCGUUGGCUCUCCUUGGCGUGCUGACCUCAGGUGUAUUCAUUAGAUGUCGCUGAUUAUGUAUUAUAUAUUCACUGUAUUUUUUAGUUUUAAGGAUUCCGGAAAGAUUUCUACAUAGGAACAUUUAUUACUUGAACACAGAUCAAACAGAUAUUUAAUUUCAAUACUUUGUGCCCAAAAUUUGUGGAGAUUUUUUUUAUUUUUUUUUUUAUCCCUUUUAAAAUAUAAAAGAAAAAAAGAUUUUCAAAAAGGAUUAAAAUAUAUAUUAAAAAAAAUCAUGAUUGUUCAUUCUAGGGUACUUUUAAUUGACAAUGUACAUUCUGUUAAAGUAAAUUUUAAUUCAUAUCAAGUCUGUAAAGCUUGGCAUUGUAUUUUUGUGUAUGCAUGUUUUCUUUUUUGCAGAUAUUUAAUAUAUAAACCUAUGAUGUACAGGAACUGCAUCUAUAGGUUACAUAGAUGUUAUUAAUACUUUUUAGUUUAUUGUGAGUAUUAAAGUUGCUUCUCUGGCUGAUCACAAGACCGCGUAGCUGCAGGGUUCCUACUCCACUUAUUUCUGCACAGACUUUGCGGAGCCUUUGCCGAACAUAAGGAAGUUGCUCUGCCCAACCGUUACAGCAUUAGUGACUGUAAAUCCAAGACUGCAUGUUCAUUUCUUUUGAUAUUUGCUGGACUUGCUAUGUUUUGAACUCCAACAAUUUACAACUUUGUUCCACAAAUGAAAUGUACUGAUUUCCAUUGUAUUUUUUGGUAUAUAUUUUGACAUUUUACCUUUUCAUCUUUGCGGCAUCACUUGAAUCAUGAAUCCAUUAAGGUUACCCGCCCCUCCCCUCUCAUUACCAUACUCUACAAAUUGUACAUAUUCCUCAUCCAGGUCGGAAUUUUAUGCAUGUUCUGAAUUAUCUAAGAGUUUUAUAAACCGUAGCACACAAUACAUUUUUGUGCAUGGGCCGCUGCUCUGAACAGUGUGUCAAUUUUUGUAUGUUCCUGCCCUUUUGCUUUUUAAUAUAAGAUUCUAGAAUAAAUUAAAAAAAAAAAAAAAUAAAAGAAUUUCCCUAAUGGCUAAAAAAAAAGAAA